AUGAGUGAGCCAUCUAACAAACCUGAAGAUGAAGUUAUGGAUGAAGAGUUUAAUGAUAUUGAUGAUAAUAUUAUCACCGAUGAACAAGUAGCUGAACAGCAGAAACAAGAACAGAAAAGUCAAGGAACUCCAGCCCCACCGGAAAGUGAAAAUAAACAAACAGAAAACAAGAAACAAUCAAGUACAACAUCAUCAUCAUCAACAUCAACUGCUAAUGUGAAUCCAGCUCCUAUUGCUGCAGUUAUUCCAGAAUUGCCUGAUCUUACACGUAAGGAUAAAACAUUGAAAGAAGUACUUGAUAUGAUGGAUGGUGAUUUUGCACCAAUCAUUCCAGAUGCUGUUACUGAUUAUUAUUUAGCUAAGAAUGGGUUUGAAACUUCAGAUGUUAAAAUAAAAAGAUUAUUAGCUCUUGCCACACAAAAAUUCAUUAGUGAUAUUGCACAAGAUGCAUACGAAUAUAGUAGAAUCAGAAGUGCAAGUGCUGUGUAUAAUUCAUCAAAUCCUCAAGUUAGGGCGAAAUUGUUACUACAGGGACAACAAUAUGCUAAUCAACAAUCAUUGGCUGGUAAUUCUGCAAAUGGUGGUGAAAAUGAUCAGCAACAAUCCCAACAAUCACAUUCUAAUGCUGGUAAUCAACAAGGAAAGAUAGUAUUAACAAUGGGUGAUUUAAGUAAUGCAUUAAGUGAAUAUGGUAUGAACACUUCCAGACCCGAGUUCUAUAGAUAG
Molecule: messenger RNA, 726 nt
Organism: Candida tropicalis MYA-3404
Lineage: Eukaryota; Fungi; Ascomycota; Pichiomycetes; Serinales; Debaryomycetaceae
Exons: 1
Coding region: 1-726 (241 amino acids)
Biological process (GO): transcription initiation at RNA polymerase II promoter
Cellular component (GO): nucleus; SAGA complex; transcription factor TFIID complex
Molecular function (GO): promoter-specific chromatin binding; RNA polymerase II general transcription initiation factor activity
Source: RefSeq, a predicted model, not a curated record